UUACCAAAUACCACUUACUGUUCUUGUCCUAAUACCACCAAAUUUUUCAACAGGUUCCAGAACUUUCUAGCCCUUUCCUUGCCGAAAACAGCCAAUAGGAAUCAAAAUAAAAUAAAUCUUUCUCAAUUAGCUCCAGAACUUUCGGUCACAGAACCACAGACUUCACUUAUUUAAAUCUUUACACUCUCACCGUCCCUCAAUUUCUGUUUCUAAAAAAAUUAUCUGAAUAUUUUGCAACAGUCUUAACUACCUUUCCUAAAAUAGCAGUGAUCCAAUUCUUGUAUCUUUUCAGUGAUUUCUCAGCAUUUUACUCAAAAAUGAGUUCAAAUUUUCUAUAAUCUCUUCUGUUAUGUCAUUUUUUCUUUCUUAGUUCUAUGUUUCAAUUAAAACCCAGUUCUGUUCAUACUUCGUUAUUUCAUAGUAAUCAUGAUUACAUCCUAGUUUCAUAUUCAAUGUUUUUAAAAUUGUUCGAUAUUUUCGCUCGUAACCUAUUAGAUUAAAGGUCUGUAACAUAUUUGCUCAUAACCUAUUCAAUCGUUCUACACCAACCUAAUUACCAAUAAUCCAAUUUUAUCUCUCAAAUAAGAAAUUUACUGAGAUCUUAAGUAUGGACCCUGUGAAAAAAGAGUUUACUGGAAUCAGCUUAAUUUCUUAUGCUGAUGAUGGUCAUCAACAAUCUAUGAUUCCAGCUCCUCAACCACUUGAAGGUUUACAUGAUCCAGGUCCUCCACCAUUUCUAACCAAAACAUAUGAAAUGGUGGAUAAUCCAAGUACAGAUCAUAUAGUUUCUUGGAGCAGAACAGGAAAUACUUUUGUAGUUUGGGAUCCUCAUACAUUCUCCAUGGAACUUCUUCCUAGAUGCUUCAAGCACAACAAUUUCUCCAGCUUUGUUAGACAGCUCAAUACUUACGGCUUUAGAAAGGUUGAUCCUGAUAGAUGGGAAUUUGCAAAUGAGGAGUUUCUUAGAGGGCAUAAACAUCUUCUUAAGAACAUUAGGAGGAGGAAGGCAACAUCUGUGUCUCCUCUUCAACAGCAAAAUUUGGGGGCUUGUGUUGAAGUUGGACGGUUUGGACUAGAUGGAGAAAUCAACAGAUUGAGAAGAGACAAGCAAGUUUUAAUGGGGGAAUUGGUGAAGCUAAGGCAGCAACAGCAGAACACUAAAGAAUAUCUUCAGGCGAUGGAGCAAAGGCUUCAAGGAACAGAGGCAAAGCAACAACAGAUGAUGAAUUUCUUGGCGAGAGCAAUGCAGAACCCAGCUUUUAUCCAGCAAUUGGUGGAUCAGAAAGACAAAAGGAAGGAACUUCAGGAAGCAAUUACUAAGAAAAGAAGAAGACAAAUUGAUCAAGGGACUAGUAACCUUGGAAUAGGAGUAUCUAUCCACAGUUACGGAGAAGAUGCUAUCAAAACUGAGCAACAUAAUUUUGGGUUUGCAGUCUCUGAGCUGGAGACACUUGCCUCGGAGAUGCAAGGAUAUAAUCAAGGUGGAACGGAGCAAGGAGAAGCACAAAGAGAGGAAGAGGCAGCUUGGAAACCUGAUGACGUGGUAUUGGAUAACAAUUUUUGGGAAGAAUUGUUGAAUGAGAAAAUUGGGGAAGAGAACUUUGAAGGAACAGAAGAUGAAGAUGUAAGCGUGUUGGCCGAUCAACUAGGUUACUUGGGUUCCAGCCCGCAGUGAACAAAGGGAGUUGGCAAUUCGCAUGGAUGAUCUCACUUGCGUGUGGUAGCUGCUGCAUUUAUUGGUUAGAUUAGUCAUUGUUUUACUGAAUUUGGUCGUACGAAUCUGGAAAAAGUUGAGAAAUGUGGUUUUGCACUCUGCUGACAGGAGGCAUCAAAGAUCAAUUCAAAUGGCAAAAAGACGGGAACAUAGAAGUGUAUCCUUGGAAAUUAACUUGUUUAUUACUGACCCUUAACAAAGUCAUUUUAUUAAUUAUUUUGGUUGCCUCUCUCUUCUUUAUCUUAGCAGAUUACCGACAUUGCUUGGAAGAGUUCAAACAAAUCCUGGAUUUGUUUUAUAAUGUUGUAGGUUUCCUCAGUUCCACUUUCCUUUUCCUUUUUAAAUUGGUCAGAACAAUCCAAGGUCUCUUAUAUAUAACACGUUUGUUUGGUCUUUGAUAGCAUGUUUGUAGUUGUAGAUUUCUUAGCAGCAGAAAGCUGAAAUUAGAGAGAAGAGAUGGGUUUGAAGCUGAGGAAGAUGUUAAUCUUGUGUUGAAGACAUCUUGUAGGUGUUGGUGUUCCUCUUGUGAAGCAUUUUUAUGAAGACCAAGAGAGAGGAGGAUGUAAAUGUGUAGGUGUAAAGAGUUCGUUGUGGGGUUUCGGUCGUUUUCAUGGGUUCUUGGGGUGUUCAAUUUCAUGGGGUCUUGGGGUGUUGGAUAUGUAAAAUUUCAUACUAAGCAAAAACCUAUAACCGUUGUUUGGUUGAGCUUUUAAAUGAUCUUGACUUCUGGCUCAUGGUUAAGUUGUAAUUUGCAUUCCGCUGGUGCUUUGUCAACAGAUAAGAAGUAACUUUAGGUUUA
This is a messenger RNA of Papaver somniferum (opium poppy), 2513 nucleotides long. RefSeq names its product heat stress transcription factor A-2b-like. Gene Ontology annotation, biological process: regulation of transcription by RNA polymerase II. The transcript is spliced from 2 exons. Gene Ontology annotation, cellular component: nucleus. Bases 608 to 1675 code for a protein of 355 amino acids. The record is from RefSeq and is a predicted model, not a curated record. Gene Ontology annotation, molecular function: RNA polymerase II cis-regulatory region sequence-specific DNA binding; DNA-binding transcription factor activity. NCBI's taxonomy places the organism in Eukaryota, Viridiplantae, Streptophyta, Magnoliopsida, Ranunculales, Papaveraceae.